AUGUUGCAGUUUAACCAGAGGGGGCAGCUUCUAUUCCCAAAACAUAAAGUAAGUGAGAGAGAAGCAUCAAAUGCUCUCUCACCAUCCGACAAAGAGAAGGAAAAUGAAAGCAUGCAUUUAGACAAGCAAAGUGGUUUUUCUGCUGCUGCUCCACUGAGCUCACAGCCUCUACUGCUCCUGGGACCCGAGGGGAAUUACAACUAUUAUGUGGAUGAUGAAGAUGAGGAAGAGGAAGAACAAGGAAAGUGGCCAAAUGGAGACUCAUUUGAGGGAGAAAACAAGGUCUCUUCAUCCAUCCCUUGCUCCCCUUCCCUUUCCGCUGGAGCCUCGGCCACAGCUUCCACCUCAUCAGUGCUGAACAUCAAUGUUGGUGGUCAAAGCUAUCGCCUCACCUACCAAGCGGUGGCCAUCUACCCCAAGACCCGCCUGGGCCGUCUGGCAACUUCCACCGACCGUCGCUGUCAGCUGGGUCUGUGCGAUGACUACGCUGCGCAGGUAGACGAGUAUUUCUUUGACAGGGACCCGGCUGUCUUCCAGCUGGUGUACAACUUCUAUGCCUCAGGGGUGCUGCGCGUGCGGGACGAGCUGUGCCCCCGCAGUUUUCUGGAGGAGCUGAGCUACUGGGGCGUGCGGCUCAAAUACACACCACGCUGCUGCCGCAUCUGCUUCGAGGAACGCCGCGAUGAGCUCAGCGAGCAGCUCAAGGUGCAGCGCGAGCUGCGCUCCCAGGCUGAGGCCCAGGAGAGCGAGCACCUCUUCCACCACAUGCGCUACUAUGGUCCCCAGCGCUGGCGCCUCUGGAACCUCAUGGAGAAGCCCUUUUCCUCCAUCACAGCCAAGGUGAUGGCCGUGGCCUCCAGCUUCUUUGUGCUCAUCUCGGUGGUUGCCCUGGCACUCAACACUGUGGAGGAGAUGCAGCAGGUGGACAGGAAGAGUGGGGAAAGCCGGCCUGCCCUGGAGCACAUCGAGACACUCUGCAUCGCAUUCUUCACAUUGGAGUACCUGCUGCGCCUGGUUUCUACCCCUGACCUGCGCCGCUUUGCCAGCAGUGCACUCAAUGCUGUAGACCUCAUCGCCAUCCUGCCCCUCUACCUCCAGUUGCUGCUGGAGUGCUUCGCUGAUGAUGACCAGCCCCGUGGCCGGGGCUCACAGCAUGAGCACGACAUUGAGAAAGUGGGACGGGUGGGCAAGGUGGGACAGGUGCUUCGCAUCAUGCGUCUCAUGCGUAUCUUCCGCAUCCUCAAGCUGGCCCGCCACUCCACGGGGCUGCGUGCCUUCGGCUUUACCUUGCGCCAGUGCUACCAGCAGGUGGGCUGCCUUUUGCUCUUCAUCGCCAUGGGCAUCUUCGCCUUCUCUGCCAUGGUCUACACAGUGGAGCAUGACGUCUCCAGCACCAACUUCACCAGCAUACCCCAUGCGUGGUGGUGGGCUGCCGUCAGCAUCUCCACAGUGGGGUACGGCGAUAUGUGCCCAGAAACGCAUCUCGGCCGCUUGUUCGCUUUCCUCUGCAUUGCUUUUGGCAUAAUCCUGAAUGGGAUGCCCAUCUCUAUACUCUACAACAAAUUCUCAGACUACUACAGCAAGCUGAAGGCCUACGAGUACACGGCUCUCAAGAAAGAGAGGGGGAAGGUAGACUUCACGCGGAGAGCGAUGAAGAAAAUCUCUGAAUGCUGCGGAGAGGGCACAACCCACCCGUUGUUGCAACACUGA
Molecule: messenger RNA, 1710 nt
Organism: Rhea pennata
Lineage: Eukaryota; Metazoa; Chordata; Aves; Rheiformes; Rheidae
Gene: KCNV2
Product: potassium voltage-gated channel modifier subfamily V member 2
Exons: 2
Coding region: 1-1710 (569 amino acids)
Biological process (GO): potassium ion transmembrane transport; protein homooligomerization
Cellular component (GO): membrane; voltage-gated potassium channel complex
Molecular function (GO): voltage-gated potassium channel activity
Source: RefSeq, a predicted model, not a curated record